Molecule: messenger RNA, 1365 nt
Organism: Auanema sp. JU1783
Lineage: Eukaryota; Metazoa; Nematoda; Chromadorea; Rhabditida; Rhabditidae
Source: the annotation of a GenBank genome assembly
AUGCCGUUCAUCACACAUCAUUUGCCGUAUACUCAUACACGACCAAGCAUCUUUCAUGCUUCAUCAUCAUCAGCAACUGGCUAUGGCUAUCGUCGUAACUUAAGUAGAAACGAACGUAGAUCAAGAGAGAAUUAUCAAUUAUUGAAUGAGAACAUGCACAGAAAUGAGCUUGAAGUACCUGACAUGUCCGUAUGGAAGAAAUAUGCUCGAAUAAUCCUUCCCCAUGUUGGUUUGAUACUUCUUUCCCUAUUCUAUGUGAUUGGUGGAGCUGUAGCAUUUUAUAAUCUGGAAAGACCACAUGAGAUGGCUGUACGUGAACUUUCGAUACGUAAGUUCCAUUUGCAAAAAGAAAAAAUGCUCGACGACAUAUGGGAGCUAAUAGAGUCUGGACAUAGCACAGAUUACAUCGAAGACGUUGCGUCAGAAUAUGUGGAUAAUGUGACGAGGAUAUUAUUCGAGGCUUUUGAUACGCAUUACAUCAGUGCUAAGCAUCUGAAACCUGGAGGAGAUAAAGAAGCUUAUAGUUGGACAUUCAUCACUGCAUUGUUUUUCACAGCAACACUACUUACCACUAUCGGCUAUGGAAACCUAGUACCAAUGACAUGGCAGGGACGCAUGUUCUGUAUUGCAUAUGCACUACUUGGUGUUCCACUGAUUCUUAUUACAGUAGCCGAUAUCGGUAAAUUUUUAUCUGAAAAUAUCAUAUGGCUGUAUACGAGAUAUACAAAAGCUCGAAGUCAGUGUAGAAGUCAAUAUACAGCGGUACCAACAUCUGAAGAAACUACAAGAGAUGGAGAGCAUCUCAUGCAGGGCUUGGAGCAUUAUAUUUCCAUUCCGAUGAGCUUGAUUGUUGUUAUCCUACUUGGUUACAUUGCUCUCGGAGCCGUACUGUUGGGUUCUUGGGAAAACUGGGAGUUCUUCUCCGGUUUCUAUUUUACUUUCAUCACAAUGACUACUGUUGGUUUUGGGGACAUUGUGCCUAUGAACAGAGAAUUUUAUUUAUUAGAUUUAUGUUAUAUAAUUGUUGGAUUAGCUAUAACAACUAUGUGUAUCGAUUUGGUUGGUAUUCAAUAUAUCAGAAAGAUUCAUUACUUCGGACGAGCUAUCAAGGAUGCUCGUUUUGCUCUUGUGAACGUUGGAGGAAAGAUGGUGCAUGUUCCAGAUUUGAUGAGAUAUGCAAGUGUUCUUCAACAGAAAUAUGGACACAAAAAGCCUCAAGAUACGAUUGUUGUCAAGGGAGCAUAUGCGCCAAGAGAUCUCGCAAGGAUAAGGUUCAUUGACUACAGUGCAUUGGCCUCUGUGGAAAGCUUUCAAACGUUGUUUUCAAAUAUUCUGAGCACAAAAUCAAAAGAACAAGCUGUUUAA